Molecule: messenger RNA, 1828 nt
Organism: Trichomycterus rosablanca
Lineage: Eukaryota; Metazoa; Chordata; Actinopteri; Siluriformes; Trichomycteridae
Gene: plcxd3
Product: phosphatidylinositol-specific phospholipase C, X domain containing 3
Exons: 3
Coding region: 48-1016 (322 amino acids)
Biological process (GO): lipid metabolic process
Cellular component (GO): synapse
Molecular function (GO): phosphoric diester hydrolase activity
Source: RefSeq, a predicted model, not a curated record
CCAAUCGAGCAUUUGUAGAGAGGAUCGGGAUCAAGCUCGAGAACAGCAUGGCAUCAUCUCAGGGUAAAGGAGAGCUGCGUCUCUCGGACUGGAUGGCGAAUUUACCGUCCAACCUGCACACCAUACCCCUCACCAACCUGGCCGUCCCCGGAUCUCACGACUCCUUCAGCUUCUACAUUGAUGAAGCUUCUCCCGUUGGGCCUGAACAGCCUGAAACGGUGCAGAAUUUCGUCUCGGUUUUUGGAGCCGUGGCCAAAAAGCUGAUGCGUAAAUGGCUCGCCACACAAACCAUGAACUUCUCCAACCAGCUGGAGGCCGGAAUCCGGUUCUUCGACCUCCGCAUCUCCACCAAACCCCGGGAUCCUGAAAACGAGCUCUACUUCGCUCACGGGCUCUUCAGCGCCACCGUACGAGAAGGUUUGGAGCAGAUCAGCACGUUCCUCUCGUCCCACGCCAGAGAGAUCGUCUUUCUGGACUUCAAUCACUUCUACGGCGUGCAGAACCUGCACCACGAGAAGCUGGUGCAGAUGUUACGCACGGUCUUCGGGGACCGUCUGUGCCCCGCCGUGUUCGCCGAGGAGGUCAGUCUGAGGUAUCUGUGGGAGAAGGAGUACCAGGUGCUGGUGUUCUAUCACAACCCCAUGGCGCUGGAGGUGCCCUUCCUGUGGCCGGGCCAGAUGAUGCCGGCUCCGUGGGCUAACACCACCGACCCGGAGAAACUCAUCCAGUUCCUUCAGACCUCGGUGACCGAGCGCAGGCGGAAGGGGACGUUCUUCGUGUCUCAGAUGGUCCUCACGCCCAAAGCCAGCACCGUCAUAAAGGGAGUUGGCAGCGGGCUGAGAGAGACCAUCACCGAGAGAGCCCUGACCGGAAUGAUGCAGUGGAUCCGAUCGCAGCGUCCCGGUGAAAGCGGAGUGAACAUCAUCACGGCUGAUUUCGUGGAGCUGGGCGACUUCGUCAGCGCCGUGAUCACGCUGAAUUAUUACGUGGGCGACGAGGAGGAGAACGCCACCUGAAGCUACGGAUCCCAAACGCCGCGUAAUUCUUUACCCUGCUAGUUUUGUUUUUUUAAACCGUCACCUUCCUCUGGUUUUAGGGGUGAAGCGAUGGGGGCUGGAGGGUUUAAACGGUGAGGAUGAUGAGUCUGUGUUAGGCAUGUGCUGAUUAUCACGGUUUUAUGAUUUAUGGCAAUAUUUGAUGCUCAGUUCUGUACAAACGUUACUGUUAUGCAUUCUGGGGGGCGCUAUAGAGCAUUUCUGGGCGUUUUUAUCUAUUUGAUUCAGAAAUAUGGAUCUGUGUGAAGGAGAAUCGUUUGUUUGAACGCUUGGUGAACAGAACUGUUACUUUAUUUUAUUAUAAUAUAAUUAUAAUAAUUAUCAGUAGAGCAGUCGUCAUGUUUAAUAUCGGCACAUGCCUACCGUACCGGUCGCCCCGGACAGGAUCGAUGGAAAUUACUGAUGUUUUCAGCAAAAAAAAAAUAAAAAGUAAAUAAUGAUUUUCUGCUUUAUCUUCUGUAAGAAGCGGAUCGAAGCUUCCGAUGUCACGCUACCAUAUAAACACGUCAUAGUGAAUAAAUGUUGUACUUACGGUGAAUGUGAUGCUGUAGGUGAAACCGCGGUUGUAAUCGUAACUCGUAUGAUUGUUCAUCUGUAAAUACGGUGUAAAAAAAAAUCAGGUCGGACUUCAGUACUCGGUGUGUAACGUUCUGAUGCGUUUUAAUGAUGUCAUCACCUAUAUGAUAUAAGGUUAUAUAUCAGGUUUAUUAUCGCUGAUAUAUCAGUACACCUUUAUUCUCAACAUUCCUGCUUUUAUAGCUCAAUUAUACAGA